CCGCCGGAGCCGCCGCCGGGACCAUGGAGGUCGUGGAGGCCAGCACCCUUCAGCAGGAGAGGCUGCAGGCCAUCGCGGAGAAGCGGAAGCGUCAGACGGAGAUCGAGAACAAAAGGCGGCAGCUCGAGGAUGACAGGCGGCAGCUGCAGCAUCUCAAGUCCAAGGCUCUGCGGGAGAGAUGGCUCCUCGAGGGGGCCCCAGCGUCUGCCUCCGAGGAGGAAGAGGCCAUGAAGAAACAGAUGCAGGAGGAUGAGGUGAAGACCAAGGAGCUGGAGGAAACCAUCCAGAGGCUGGAGAAGGAGCUGGAGACGCUGGAGAACAGCAGCUCAGUGGCUUCCACCAAGGAGAACCUGGCAGAGGCAGCAGCCAAGGAGGAGAAGGCUGAGGCUGUCCCCAACGCGCAGAAGAGUCCCCUGGGCACAGUUAAGGCCGACAAGAGGGUCUCCAGCAGCCCCAUGAAGGCAGUGGAAGGCAGUGACAUGAUGAAGGCGGCCAUGUAUUCGGUGGAGAUCACAGUGGAGAAGGACAGAGUGACUGGGGAGACCAAGGUCCUGUCCAGCACCACCAUGCUCCCCCAGAACCACUGUCUGCAGGGGGUCAAAGUGUACGAGGAUGAGCUGAAAGUGGUGCAUGCGGUGAGUGCUGAGGAUGGGGCCCUGCAGAACGGGGCUCACCCCCUCAGCUCCUCCGAGGUCGAUGAGCUCCUGCACAAGGCGGACGAGGCCACCCUGAGCGAAGCUGCCGGGCGCCAGACCCCAGCCAAGGCUGGCAAAGGGGGUGGCAGCGCCCCGGGCAGCCAGAAGCCAACACCACGGCGGGAGAUCACAGGUCUGCAAGCCAAGGUGCCACCGGGCGAGGGGACAGAGCCCAGCCAGGAGCAACCCGUCACCAUGAUCUUCAUGGGCUACCAGAACGUGGAGGAUGAGAACGAGACCAAGAAGGUGCUGGGGCUGGAGGGCACCAUCAAGGCAGAGCUGGUGGUGAUUGAGGAUGCCGAGAGCAAGCCGGAGCCGGCACACAAGGACCACACACCGCCCAACGGCACCGCGCUGGAGCCGGCGGCUGCCCAGCCGCUGGGCGAGGAGGGUGCGGGCGGGCAGAAGCCGGGUGCCAACGCCACAGACGCCAAGGAGGCCGAGCAGGAGACAGAUGUGAAGAAGCAGCGCUGCAAGUGCUGCACGGUGAUGUGAGCCCCCGCCGAGCCCCCUCCACCCCGGCCCCUGCUCGCCAGGCCCGGCACUCCGGGCUUCCCCCCCACCGGACACAGACCCUCUUUCUGCAGAACCGGGGAGAUCCAACAUGGUGCCAAUGGGGCCGCAGCGGGCAGCAGCAGCGAGCGGCGGCCGUGGCAACGCUCGCCCCAUCUGCCCGAUGCCAGCCCUGUGCUGUCCCCCCACCAGCGCUGCCUGUGGUAUUUAUUAGUGACCCCCCUCGCCCCACAGUGCACCCACCCCACCACAGCCCGGCCUCAUCCCCACCUGCCACCGGCACCGGGGCCUUUCCCUCUGUCACCGACAUCGUCCCACCCGCCGCCGGAGGAUGGAGCCGCCGGGCAGGGGAUCGGAGGACGACACUGUGUCCGUAGAUGACUCCCCAGGAGCUGCCACCAGCGGGACCCACUCUUGGCCCAGCCCACAGCGGGCAUCGGACCCAGCCCUGUGCCAGCCCCUCCCUCUGUGCCUCCAUCAUCUACUUCUCCAGCAGGGAAAGGCCUGGGUCUGUUCCCUGCUGGCUGCCCAUGGACAUCUCUGCUCCAUUUCAUGUCCUCAUCCCUGCGGUCGUGGGCUCCCCAAGCCCUCAAGGGCAGAGUGUGUCCAGGCAAGGGAAGGGCACCGAGGGCAGUGUCCUCUCCCUCCCUGAUACUCGGCUGUGGUAAUGGCUAGGGUCAACCCAGCCUGUCCCCAGGCCUGCUCUGCUCCUCCUGGGCUGAGCUCCACAUGUUGGAGCCCCUCACUCUGGUGCUGGCAGUGACAGCCAUUCCUCUGUCUCGGCUGCUGGCUGGUGCCACUGGGCUCUGCCAGCCAAGGGGGCUGAACUGUGCUGUGGCCAGCGCUCGUGUCCUCCUGGGGCACUGCCAGCGAGGGAAGGGGAACUUGGGGGGGCCCAGCCUUGUUGGACAGGAAUGGGGUGGGGGUCCCAUGUUUCCUCGUGGCAGCAGGAGUGCGGCCCAGCACCCUGUCCCCUUCCUGCCUCUGCCACCCAGCAGCAGCAGCUUUGCAGAGCCACAUUCUGGGGUCCCUGGCCACAGCAUUGGUCCCCCAGGGGAGUGGGGCAGCCCAGUCUGUCCCAGUACUGGCACUGGGAGCUGCCAGACCCACUGGGGUCUGGUGUCCCACAGAGGGCACCCUCCCUGUGGCCCCACCUUGCACCCCAGCCCUUCAGUGGGGAUUUCACCACCAGCACCAGCGUUUUCUCCCCACUGAGACCAGCUGGGGCAGGCGGGGGGGCCCUGUGGUUUUUGGUCCCCAGCGCCCACAUCAGCUGCCCCUGAGCUGCAGCACCCAGGCUGGCAGUGCUCAGAUAUUGUCCAGGAGCUUUGGGCAGGGUGCAGCCACUAGUGAGGGAUCCUGAGUGUGAGAGGGUUCCUUCUUCUGUGAGGCUGGGCAAGUCCCCAGGGAUCCCCCAAAGCACCUGUGGAGCAGCAUCCACGCUGCCCAGCCCACUAGGACACCGGUGGUCGAGCAGCCAGGGAUGGGGCUCAGCUCCCCCAUGGAUUGGCCCUUCCUUCCCCCACAUUCCCCUUGUGUGAGCAGUGACACCCCCCUGUCCCCAUGACAUCCCAGUUGUCCCCCAGUUACCACCCAGGCUGCAGUUUUCCCCCCAGUAGAGUCAUUGCAGGGCUGAGGGGGCUCAUGGUGCCAUCCCUGUCCUGAGCCCCCCAGCCGGGCACCCACAGCGUCUGGGAGAGGCAGAGGCUGGGGAAGGGGGGCUUUGGGAGGGCACUGCCAGGGGAAGGGGGGGCCUCUCCUGCCCCAUGCACUGUUGGGCAUUGCUGGAGCCCCAUUGCUGCAGAGCAGGGCACGGGCUGGGUGCCACAGGGCAUCUGCCCCAUAGUCCUGGGGGAAAUGUCACCUCUUGCCACCCCACAUCAGGGGCCAACACCACUCACCCCAUCCCACCCUGGGCCCUGCAAUUCCCCCAGCCCCAAGCUGGGGCUCCCUCCCACCCUCGGCACCCCCUGCCCCUCGGUUGGCUUUGACCCUGAGCCCAAUCCGGCCUCUGGGGCGGUGGGGAGCAGGACCAGGCCCCCGGGCCGGGGCUGGGGUGUGAGAGGAGGGGGGGGUGGACCCGGCAUCGUCCCCAUCCCAUCCCACAGCCCCCCUGUGUCCUGCCCGGCUCUGCUGAAGUGCACUUCCCGUGCCCCCGAGCUUUUCACUUGUGCCGAAGCCGUUUGAAUUCCCUUCCCUUGCCCAUCCCUCCCCACCCCGUUGUUUGUAAAACACCCGAACUGAGCAAAUAAACUGUGUGAACAACCA
Molecule: messenger RNA, 3476 nt
Organism: Catharus ustulatus (Swainson's thrush)
Lineage: Eukaryota; Metazoa; Chordata; Aves; Passeriformes; Turdidae
Gene: PALM
Product: paralemmin
Exons: 9
Coding region: 24-1190 (388 amino acids)
Biological process (GO): regulation of cell shape
Cellular component (GO): membrane
Source: RefSeq, a predicted model, not a curated record